AUGCAGUUCCAAGACCGGGAGCACGUCGAGGCGCUGCUCGCCUCUCUGGUGCAGCGUCUGGACGUCAACGACGCUACCGCCCGUGCAACGCGUGUCUCGGAGCUGUAUGCAGCCGUUGCGUCGCUCAGCCGGCAGUUGUCGGCCGAGCGCUUCGCCAAGGCCCUGGGCCAGCUCACCCCGCAGCUCUACACUCUGCUUCAACGUGCCUCCGAGAGCGCGCAAUUGGGUGCACUGCUGGCCAUCGAGCGCCUCAUCGACCUGUCUAAUGAGGACCAAUUCAUCCGCUUCGUCAACUAUGUGAGGUACUUCUUACAGCAGCCUCAAACCAGCAGGAGAGCGCUGCUGGCGGCCUCCUCAGCCAUGGGGAAGCUUGCAACCUCCAGUGUCAGUGGGACGCUGGUGGCAAGCUUUGUGGACUUCGAGGCCAAGCGAGCCUUCGAGUGGCUUCAAGAGAGCCAACCAGGCACUCACGCAGCCAGGAAUGAGGCUCUGGUAAGCCAACGGAGACUGGCGGCGUGCUUCGUGCUGCGUGAACUGGCUCAAGCGGCUCCCACACUGUUCCACGUGAACUUAACCACGUUCUUCCAGAGUAUCUGGGGCGCUGUGAGAGACCAGAAGGUCGAGAUCAGAGAGGCCGCAACCAGUGCGUUGGCUGCGUGUUUACAGCUCAUUACCAAGAGACAGACCCGACACAGAGUGCAGUGGUAUUGCAAGGUGUACGACCAAGUGUUUGAAGGCUUGGCUCUGCGUCCCAGUGCUUCAGGAUCGAGCUCUCCGUCCUCGAGUAAUGGCCAAUCGCUGGCCUCCUGGGAGUGCGCGCACGGAUCUUUACUCGUGAUCGGAGAGCUGAUCGCCAACACGGGGCGAUUCAUGGUGCCGAGAUUCCGAGAAGUGUGCGAUACGGUGCUGAGAUACAAAGACGCCAAGGAGCGACUAGUGAGUCGUGCUGUCUCGAGGCUGCUACCGCAGCUGGCGGAGUUUUGUCCUGGAGCGUUCGUGCAAUACUAUCUGGAUGUGUGUGUGGCACAUUUGACCAAGCGGAUCUUGGAGUACUCAGCGCCGCCGUCGGAGCGUGGCGUGGCGUUCUUAGCCAUGGGCAGACUGUCGUUGGCUGUAGGUGAUGCGCUGCUGCCGCAUCUCCCGCCUAUUCUCAAGUUGGUGAAGGAGUCGCUAGCGCCACACACGGGAUCGAAGCGCAAACGAGCUCGCAACAAGCUCUUCUGUGUCCAAACGCUCACUUGUGUAGCCAAUAUGUCGCGAGCUUUAGGACCACGAUUCGAGCCCUUUUUGUUCCAGGACGGAGUGCUGGAGACGAUGAUGAUUGGUGGACUUAGCGACGAGCUGAUUGAUUCUCUUGCUGAGGUUGUCGCUAGUGUGCCAAGUGCGCUCCCGUAUGUUCAAGAGCGAUUGCUAAACGAGAUCUCGGGGAUCUUGCGUGGCACUCCAUUCUCGCUAGGUAGCGGUGGAGCGGUGUAUCCACCUGGGAGUAGUGGCGGGGCUGGCAGUUCUACCGGCGGCGACGGCAGCGAGUUGACUCUGGAUGCGUCAUACUACGACACUGCCACUGACGCUCCUCCCGCUAAGCAGACGGCCGUCCAGGCUCUGUUUUCGUCGAUGAAGCGAGGCUUCUCCAGUGCUGAGGAUGAUCCGUCCACUGGCAGUGGCUCGUUGAUGAUCAAGGGCGAGACGGGCGACGAGAUUGAUACGAUCUUGUUGUCUUUACGUACGUUGAGCUGCUUCGAUUUCAGUGGCAGCUUCUGUCUCCUGCCAUUUGUACGCGACUGCGUUGCGCUGUAUCUGAAGAACGCGGACGCACGUAUUCGCAAACAGGCAGUGAUCACGUGCAGUAAACUGCUGCUGCCUUCACCUGAAUCUUCGGAUACCGCGCUCAUGUCUUCGUGGCGACACGUCAAGAAGCGAGGACCAAGUGGACGAGUGAUUGAUCUCGUGCUUACACAGCUGCUUCAAGUGGGUAUCUCGGAUAUGGAUGUGGCCGUACGCAGGAGCGUUGUGGAGUCCUUGGACGCUCGUUUCGAUGAGCUGUUGAGUCAGGAGACACAUUUGAAACUGGUCUUCCUCUUGUUGAACGACGAGAGCGCGAUUAUCCGCGAACGUGCCAUGCAAUUAUUGGAACGGCUAGCACCUCGUAACCCUGCGUUCGUGAUGCCAUCGUUGCGUCGUGUGAUAAUUCAAUUGGUCACAGAACUGCAGCACACGUUUGAUCUACGCAUGCGCGAGGACAGCACCCGACUUCUGGGCCACCUUAUUCGUGGAGCUCAGCACUUGGUCGACCCGUACGUCGUGCGUAUCCUCGAGGUGCUUCUACCGAUUCUCGUGCGCGGCAAUGCUCCGUUGACGAUGGCAGUUUUAGUCACUCUUGGGGAGCUGGCGCUGGUGUCGCGUACGCAGAUCGCUGCAUACGAACGCUAUCUCUUCCCGCUUAUCAUCCACACACUCCAAGAUCACUCGUCUAUUGAGAAGCGUCAAGUGGCGUUGCAGACUUUAGGUCAACUGGCGGGUAGUACAGGCUGCGUGGUGCGUCCGUAUCUAGCGUCUCCCAAGUUGUUGGAGAUCUUUCUCAGUCUCUUACAUCACAACGUGGGCAGUCCGUGGUCUCUACGACGUGAGGCGAUGAGGACUAUCGGCAUUCUCGGCGCGUUGGAUCCGUACAAAUACAAGCUGUGUAUUUCAAGGGCAUCGCUAAGACAAGCGAACGAAGUGGCGUCCACAACCGACACGUCAACGACCAAGGAAGAGACGGACAAGAACGCGGACACGGCGCCACUCGGCGUAUCAAAGUCACUAGCAGGCUCCGUGGCGCCGCAGUACCCGACGCUGGAAAUCGACUUGAAGGCGCUGGGCGUGACCAUCAACCUCGCAAGUUUCGACCGCAAGACGACAAGCGACGCGCUGGACGAGAAGCAGCAGAUUGAGUUGCAACUAUUUACUGCAGCACCUAUCGGUACCAGGAAAAUCGACGCCGGUACAGCUGCCGGUACGUUGGGGAUUGGCUCGCAGUCUUCUCAUCCUGUGAGUGGCGCAGCGGGUGUGUCUGCUGGAGCUUCGUCCUCGUCGUUGUCUUCUUCUAAGAAGCGACAGAUAGGCUCGAUUGGCAUGAGUCUGAGUGACGACUCUUUCGACUUUGAGAGCUCCCUGAUGGACAGCGAGUUGGAGCUGGACCCCACCGAGUUGUCGCCAGCGUCCGAGGCCUAUUUCCCUACGGUUGCUAUCCACGCGCUGUUGCGCAUUCUACGCGAGCCGUCAUUGAACGCGCACCACCACGGCGUCAUCCAGGCCAUUAUGUUUAUCUUCAAGAGUCUCAGCACGCAGUGUGUGCCGUUCCUCAAAUACAUUUUGCCGCCGUUCCUGCGAGUUCUGUCCCGUGGUGAGCCGCGACUACGCGAGUCGCUGUUCCUGCAGCUCACGACUUUGAUUUCCAUUGUAAACGCCCACAUGAAGCCGUUCUUCCCGCCGAUCAUGGUGCUCGCGCUGCGGUUCUGGGGGUCGCAUCUCACGCAGAUUGUUCGUCUCGUCGAGAAGAUCUCCCAGGCGGCGCCGCACGAGUUCCGCACCCAGUAUUUUCCCAAGUUAUUGCCAAAACUACUGGAAGUUCUCCAGCCGCAUUUCGGAUUGGGCGGCGCUGCAGACGGCGAGCUUGCUGGAGCUAGUGCUGGUGUUAGCGGCGCAACAGCAAUCACACAAGGCUCUGGAGACAGUGUGAGUGUCGUUGGAGGAAGUGGAGACCACGGACAGGCAGGCGACAGCGUCUCAGGUGGAAGCAGCGACCACACGUCGAGUACUUACGACAUCGUCCAGAACGGCAGUGCAGAUGGCAUAACGGCCGUCGCGGUGGCAGCGAUCCAGGUGCAAGUGGUGCAGGCGCUGAUUGUGUUUGGCGACGCCGUGGAGGAUUACGUUUAUCUGGUGGUGCCUGCCCUCGUGCAUCUCAUGGAAAGUCUGGACACUCCGCUUGAAGUGAAGAUUACCACCGUCUACGCACUCGCGCGUAUUUGUGUGGUCGCCAAUUUUGAACAGUAUGCUGGACCGAGACUGCUGCAGCCUCUUGCACGCGUGGCGUCACAAGUGUCAGCCAAGGGCGCGUUCUUCUUCAGUCGCUCGAGCAGCAGUGCUGCCAUCCCUGUGAGUGGUGGCUCGAGUAUCUCUGGGUCGUCUGGAAGCGGAUCAUCAGGUGCAGCAGCGGCUCGGAUUGCCACGUCCAAAUCGGAAGCUACACGCUUCUCCGAGGUGAUGCUGUAUGCGCUAGGAGCUCUGGUAUUUCAGCUGCAAGCAGAAGUCUUGAGCUUCGAGCCGCUGAUGCAGCAGAUCAUCGCAUCGCUGCCAUUCUCGCAGCGUGGCAAUCUCGCGACGGCUGUUAAUGAUGCUGAAGGAGGCAGUCCCUCGUCAUCGCCACAAGCAAUGGUACAGCGGAUCGCUCAGGCGCUGGAGAGUUUACGUUACGGCGCUCGAGUCCCACGGACGUUCCUGAGUGACCCGGCAUUCAUGACGUCUACGUUACGAAAGUUCUCGACGGAGCUGCAAGCGCAGACCGCGACGUCGAUGACUCCAGCGGCCUCCCCACCAACGAGUGCUCGCUUGCAUGUCAACCAGCAGAAUCUGCGUCGAGCAUGGGAAGCUUCACAGCGCAGCACGAAGGAAGAUUGGCUCGAGUGGAUGCGGCGCUUCUCGAUCGAAUUGCUGCGUGAAUCCCCCAGUGCUGCGCUGCGUUCUUGUUGCGCGCUAGCUCAGGCGUAUAAUCCUCUGGCGCGUGCAUUGUUUAACCCUGCGUUUGUGUCUUGCUGGAACGAGCUGUACGAACAGUAUCAGGAUUAUCUGGUUCGAGCGCUGGAGACUGCGUUCCAGAGCGACACGAUCCCUGCGGAGAUAUUGCAGACGCUACUGAAUCUCGCGGAGUUUAUGGAGCACGACGUGGAGGCGUUGCCGAUCGACAUCCGUGAACUGGGCGAGUUGGCGCAGAAGUGCCAUGCAUAUGCCAAGGCGCUGCAUUACAAGGAGCUAGAGUUCCAUACGUCGCCCAGCACGUGUAUCGAGGCGCUGAUCUCGAUCAACAACCAGCUAGGUCAGCCCGAAGCGGCCGUCGGCAUCUUGAAGUAUGCGCAAGCUCAUCACAGUCGCGUGAUCCAAGUGAAGGAGACGUGGUUCGAGAAGCUUCAGGACUGGCGCGCAGCUCUUGCAUUGUACGACCGAAGACUGCAGUUCGCUCAGCAACAAGGAGGAGAGGACCAGGCGCUAGAUAUCGAGGUUUGUAUCGGAAAGAUGCGGUGCUUAGAGGCACUGGGCAUGUGGGAGGAACUGGGGGCGUUGGCUACCCAAGUGUGGGCUGCGUUGCGCUCGUCCGAGCGUAGUCCGAGCAAAGCAAGCGGCCCGCCUCCGCGUAGUCGCCCGUUGUCUGCUGGCCGGACUGCAUCCGGUAGCGCUGGCGCUGGCUCCGGCCGGGGUAAUCCCGGUCUUCUCCGUCGAGGCAGUAGCAACUACGGCUCGUCUUCGUCCUUGGCCUCGGCGGGGGGCCCUCCGCCGUCUUCUUCGUACCAGCUUGGAGAUGACCGAGGCGACGAAGCGAAAGCGCUUCGACGAGUGGCGAUGCUCGGAGCUCGAGCGAGCUGGUGUCUGUCUCAAUGGGACAGCAUGACGCAGUACGUGACGGAGUGUGCAGCGCAAAACGACAAAAGCAACGCCAAUAGUACAGUUAUCUCUCGAGCUGCUAACGGAAAUGGACAAGGCUACGGCUACGGCCACACGCACGGCCACGGGAUCUUCGGCGCAGAUGAAGACGUCACGGAGUUGUCGUUGUAUGAGUCAGUGUUGGCCGUACACCGCGGCAACUUUGACCAGGCAACGACGCUCAUUGAUGCGACACGAAAGACGCUGGAUACGAAACUCGGAGCGCUGGUGGGCGAGUCGUACAGCCGCGCAUACCGCAGCAUGGUGACUUUGCAGCAACUGAGUGAACUGGAGGAGGUCGUGACGUACAAGAAGCUGCGUGCUCAGAUCUCUAAAGGCGAAGAAGCUGCGCGAUACAAGCGCCACUUGAUGCGCAUGUGGCGUGACCGUCUGUCAGGCUGCAAGCGCGUGGUGGAAGUGUGGCAGCAGUUGAUUGCUGUCCGUGCGUUGAUCUUGUCGCCACACGAAGACAUCGACACGUAUCUGCAGUUCGCUAGCUUGUGUCGGCAGUCAGGGAACCUCUCGCUGUCGCUCAAGGUGUUCACCAAUGCUCUCCACGUUCAUGGCGGCUCAGGAUCCAACGGAACAGGCAUCUCGGAGAUGUUAAGUGUGGCUCCGUCAAGUUCAGCAGCCACUUCCUUCGGAUUUGGCGAGAAGGACCGCAACCGCGUGGCCUUCGCCUACUUGAAGCACCUCUGGGCUGCUGGACAGAAGCAGGAAGCGCUCUCAGACUUGCAUCGCUUGGUGGUGCGUAUCUCGUCCAUGGCCAAGCAUCGUUCCCAGCCUCCAGGUGGCAUGGGUGGGAUGCCAUCUCCUGCACCAGCGAUGAUGCCUAUGAGAAGCGAAGAAGAAGAGCUGCUUGUCAAGUGUCACUUGAAGAUGGCGGAGUGGCAGCUGGCAGUACACGACCAGCAGAUCGAACACGUGCCAGUGGAAAGUGUGCUAUCCUCUUUACGGUUGUGUACCGAACUGGAGCCGCGUAGCUACAAGGCGUGGCAUGCGUGGGCUCUGAUGAAUUUCCAGGUGGUCGAGCACUCGACACACAGUCAACAUAUCUCGGCGAACGCGACUGCAUCGGCCGUUGCACCGUCUGCUUCGGUGGCUCCGUACAUCGCUCCGGCUAUUGAAGGCUUCUUCCGCUCCGUCGCGCUGGGUCGCAGUCGCUGGGCUGCCAACGUCCAACAGGAUAUUCUACGUGUCUUGACGCUGUGGUUUGCACACGGCCACCGUACCGACGUGCAUGCCGCCUUGGAGAAAGGUUUUCGGUCCGUGAGUAUCGAGACGUGGCUCAUUGUGAUCCCGCAGCUGAUCGCUCGUAUCCACACGCCAUACCCGCGUAUCCAAAAGCAGCUCCAUCGUCUGCUAGUGGCAGUAGGGAAGCAGCAUCCACACGCGCUCAUCUAUCCGCUGUCUGUAGCGCUCAAGUCGUCGGUGAGUGAACGUCAGCAAGCGGCUGAAGCCAUCAUGAGUACAAUGCGCACCAACUACGUGGAGCUCGUGGAUGAGGCGCUGCUGGUGAGUCGAGAACUCAUCCGCGUUGCCAUUUUGUGGCACGAAAUGUGGCACGAAGGCCUGGAAGAAGCUUCGCGGUUGUAUUUCGGCGAGCACAAUGUGGACGGCAUGGCGGAAGUGCUGCGACCUCUGCACGCGAUGAUGGAGCGAGGCCCCGAGACGCUACGUGAGGUGAGCUUCCACGGGGCGUUCGGCCGUGACUUGCGCGAAGCCAACGAGUGGUUGCAGCGAUUCCUGAGCAAUCGCCGCAACGAAUCGGACCUGAAUCGCGCGUGGGAUCUGUACUACCACGUCUUCCGUCGUAUCAACAAGCAGCUACCACAGAUCACGACGCUGGAACUGCAAGUGGUGUCGCCCAACUUGCUACAGGCGAGAAACCUGCAACUGGCGGUCCCUGGAACAUACCGUGCUGGUCACGCUCUCGUCAAGAUUGGCAGCUUCUUACCUACAGUGGCGGUGAUCACGAGUAAGCAGCGACCUCGUCGCAUCACGAUCGUGGGCUCCAAUGGACUGGAGUACAUGUUCUUGCUGAAGGGCCACGAAGAUUUACGUCAGGACGAGCGUGUGACGCAGCUCUUUGGCCUAGUGAACGCGUUGCUGAUCAACGAUCGUAAUACGUCCAAGAAAGACCUCAAGAUCCAUCGGUACCCGGUCAUCCCGCUGUCUGACAACGCCGGUAUCGUCGGCUGGGUGCCUCAUUGUGAUACUCUUCACCAGCUGAUCCGCGACUACCGUGAGGCGCGUAAGAUCCUGCUGAACAUUGAGCAUCGCUUGAUGCUCCAGAUGGCGCCAGACUACGACGCGCUAACGCUGCUGGAGAAGGUGGAAGUGUUCUUGUAUGCACUGGAGAACACAGCCGGUCAGGACUUGUACAAGGUGCUGUGGCUCAAGUCGGAGAACUCGGAGGUUUGGCUGGACCGACGCACGAACUACACGCGCUCUCUGGCCGUCAUGUCGAUGGUGGGCUACAUUCUCGGACUGGGCGAUCGUCACCCGAGUAACUUGAUGCUGCAUCGCUUCACCGGGACGAUCGUGCAUAUCGACUUUGGUGACUGCUUUGAGGUUGCGAUGGAUCGAGAGAAAUAUCCCGAGAAGAUCCCGUUCCGACUCACACGCAUGCUGACGAACGCCAUGGAAGUGAGUGGCAUCGAAGGCAACUUCCGCUUCUCGUGCGAGAGUGUCAUGGCGGUGUUGCGUGAGAACCGCCACAGUCUCAUGGCUAUGCUCGAAGCUUUCGUGCACGAUCCGUUGAUCAAUUGGCGUCUGCUGUCGGCUACCAACGUGCAGUCUUCGAGUCACGCGGGCAGUUCAGUGGCGUCGAGUGUCGUGUCAUCUUCGAUGGUUUCCAGUGCGAUGAGUAUGGACAGCGAGAGCGACUAUGAGCCGUCAGAAGCUUCGUCGCAUGGACAGUCGGAGUACUCGUCGGAUAAUUCUUCCCAUGGACCGUAUGACGAUUCCUCACACGGACCAUCGGAAGCUUCGUCUCAUGGCCCUUCAGAGGCCUCGACUCAUGGAGGCGAAGAGGAAGCAACACAUCGUCGUAGUGAGAGCAUCUCGAUCCCAGAUCCCACACCUUCAUCGACUGCUACGCUAUUAGACGAUCGAGAUGAGCCGCGGCCUAAUGCCAGCAAGACACAAGAUGCUCCAGUACAAGACGACAAGCAAGAGACAAGGGAAGAGACCAAGGUGUAUGAGGUGGAUUCUACUGAAGCUCAACAAGCUCAACAACUCCCGCCGCGGCCAGUGCCACGUCAAAUCAGCGCCAGUUUGGCUGCUCCACGUCAGUUGCCUCCGCGACCAAAGGAAGAGCCUGCGCCGCCUCCACUGCCGUCUUCCUUGUCGUCACGUCCGAUGAGUCUCAGCAAGUCCAUCCCGAUGCGUAAGCUCCCACCUCGUGCGCCAGCCAAUCGUCUACGCGAAGACGCGAUCGAUGAGAACGAGGAGUCGAAUGUCGUCGAGAAGAUCGACUACUCGACUACGAACUUACAUGCCGAGAUCUCGUCGUUGGCCGCCAGUGUAUCCAGCGUCGGCCACUCGAGUUUAAGUCGCAGUUUCUCCGUCACUCAAGCUCAGAUCCAGGCGCAGUCUCAGAUACGACAACAACGACAACAGGCUGAUAAGGGCCAGUCAACUCAGGCGCCCAGUACACCACUGGGCCCCCCACCACGAAUGGCUCCGGCCGCGUCGACGUCGUUCGUGUCUGUCACGGCAGCUGCACACAUCCCGCCGUCCUCGGAUACUGUGCCGCCAUCAGUGGCUAACAACGAUUUGCAUGCCAACCGCAGUGUCCGCGAACGUGAGCUGCUGAGCGCUCUGGGACCCGAAGGCAUUGCAGCGCCACGUGUUGCGUUGAACGAGAAGGCCGUCGCCGUCAUUCGACGUGUCCAGGCGAAACUGUCCGGCCGGGACUUUGAAGGAGACGGUGAGCCACUGGAUGUGAGUGCGCAAGUGCAGCGUCUCAUCUCGCAAGCCACCUCGCAUGAAAAUCUCUGCCAGUGUUACAUCGGCUGGUGUCCCUUCUGGUAA
Molecule: messenger RNA, 9717 nt
Organism: Phytophthora infestans T30-4
Lineage: Eukaryota; Oomycota; Peronosporomycetes; Peronosporales; Peronosporaceae
Product: phosphatidylinositol kinase (PIK-L1)
Exons: 1
Coding region: 1-9717 (3238 amino acids)
Biological process (GO): TOR signaling; negative regulation of macroautophagy
Cellular component (GO): TORC1 complex; TORC2 complex; nucleus
Molecular function (GO): protein-containing complex binding; protein serine/threonine kinase activity; protein binding
Source: RefSeq, a predicted model, not a curated record